Toxotes jaculatrix (banded archerfish) is the source of this 2872-nucleotide messenger RNA. Its product is annotated as keratinocyte-associated protein 3. Lineage: Eukaryota; Metazoa; Chordata; Actinopteri; Toxotidae. The record is from RefSeq and is a predicted model, not a curated record. Bases 110 to 772 code for a protein of 220 amino acids. The transcript has 6 exons.
ACAGGAAGUGGACCGAGGGACGUCCGUGGUGUCUUAGCUGUUGUGUUGCUCGAAAAUUACGGUUAUUAAUCAUCUUUUUUUUUUAAAAAACAUCUGGCGUUGCAGAGAGAUGUGCACGUUUGAUAAAGACAAAGGGCCGAGGAAGCUGAUGAAAAAGGGGUUAGCUCUAAUCCUGGUCGGCCAUAUUAACUUCAUCCUUGGAGCUAUUGUCCAUGGCAGUGUCCUUCGCCACAUCUCCAAACCCAGCCAGCAUAUCACCACUGAAUACACUGUAGCCAACAUCAUCUCUGUCACCUCCGGCCUGCUGAGCAUUGCCACUGGGAUUAUUGCCAUCGUCGUGUCAAGGAACCUUCAUGUAUUAAAACUGCAAAUAGGACUUCUAAUUGCAUCAUUCCUGAACGCCCUGCUCUCAGCAGCAUGCUGCACUGGUCUCCUCCUGGCCAUUAGUGUCACUGUUGCCCACAGUGGACAGGGUUUGAUGCUGGGAUGCAAUGACACACUGGUUCCCAUCAAUGCUCGAUCACCUGUCAGUGCCCAAUGCCCAUUUGAUACAACACGAAUUUAUGACACCACCCUGGCACUGUGGGUCCCUUGUGCUGUGCUGGCAGGGGUUGAGGUCGGACUGUCUGUCUGGUGCUUCAUCGUCGGAUUGGCUCUCAGAGGGCUGGCACUGUGUGGGAACAGCUACAUCAAAGAGCAGUUGGAGGAAGAGGCAGAGUUCUCUCCCCACAGCCAGCGUCUAAUUGGACAGCGAUUGAACCCUGAUGCCUAACUGAACAGAAAGCAGGAAGUACACCACUCCAUGUAGACAAGCACAGAUAAAUCCCAAUGGGCAUCACUGCCCUGCAGCCAGCUAGGUGAGUGUCACAGUGGAACAGGACUGGAAUCAGUUUUUAGAGACUGGUUCUUGCUUUGUGUUAUCAUGAAGCCACAUACCCUGAUUCACAGAUGGGCUACAAAAUGGCUCCAUUUGCUUUCAUUUAUAAACCAAGUAGUUUAUGUUUUGAUAGUAGUUUGAUUUGUUAUGUUGUGAUAAGGCUCCUUUCAUCUAUUCCUAAUGAAACCUGCAUGAAACCUGUGCAGAUCCUUCCUAAUGAAAGGAUCUGCACAGCAUUGCCAAAGUGCAGAUCCUUUGGUGCACAUAUUGGGAUUCAAUGUGUGGAAGCUACAGUAAGAUGUUGAUGAUCCUUUCAGUCCGUCAGUAUCCUGCCUUGACUAUUUGGGUUCAGUACUACCACAUAUGUCAUGCUAAGCAUGUCAUUCAGUAUGAAGAAACCUGUGCUCAUGAAGAAGGUGCAUUUUUAUAUCUAGCAAAGAUAUGUAUAUUUUAUCUGAAUGUAGGAUUAUUUUAGCUUUUGUAAACUCAUUUCACAUUUCAGCAAAAUCUAUUAUAUUGUUCUAAAUGUGUAUAAUAUUUUACUGUUCGUCCAGAUUAGAGACCACUCCACUUCAUCUGAUAUGCAUCCAUACUCAUCAGUGCCUAUGUACAGACUUAAUUAUCACAAAUAAUUAUGUUUCAUGCUGGCCACUUAAGCAGAUUGGUAAAUUAUAAUGUAGACUCAUGUCAUUUAAAGUGUGUGAUGGCAUUUGCUGUGAAAUCCCAAAUUAUCUUUAACGCUAUGUAGAUACAGUAUAUGGCUUCAGACUAAAUUAGACAUGCUAAGUUGCACUUCUUGAAAGUGGUUUAUAUUAUUAGAAAAUUGUAAGGGCAACUGCAGCCAGUGAUAUGUUCAUUGGUUUCCACUGUGGCUUAUUGUUGUAGGAAAGCAACUGGCUCCAUGAACACACCACAGAUAUGGCUAUUGUACUGCAUUUUAUUUUUUGUUUUAAUCAUUUUUAUUUUAAUUUUUUCUGACCACUUUAUUAUUUGUCAGCCUGCUAGGAUCACCGAAUUUCAUAAAAAUAUGCCUCAGAGAGAAAACGAAAAUGUUUGUGUGCAUUUUUUAUUGCUUUUGCUUCUAAUAAGACAUAUGCAGUGAUAAAAUGACAAAACAAUGGAGAAACUAAGGUUGGAAUUUGGAAGUACAGACUCAGUUACAAUAGGUCUCAUCACUGACAUUUCAGAUUGUUAAAAGCAGUGUAGUGGGGAUAUUAAGAGGAUGUUUUCAUAAAGAUGCUCUGAACCCCCUGAAUUUAAAUUAAACUGGACUGCAGCACAGCUGUUUUUGGACUGAGUGCCUCUGUGUUCAUACAGUACGCUGUGGGUGAAUGUCAAGUGGGGUCAUAUUAAGAGGUUAAACCAGUAUGUGGGCCAGAUGCCACAGCUGGUACAGACACCCCACACCCACCCCCCUACAGCUGAGAGGAUCAGAUCAGCUCAGAUCUGCCAUGAAACAGUUAAUCUAGUGCCAUGCUCAAUCGUGCGGAAGGGAAUCAUAGCACGCAGUACUAAUCCUGAAGCUGAAAGGGAUAAAUAUUGACAUAGUGUUGACUGAUACAGUCACAACAAGUCUGUGUGGCCAUUUCAGUCAGCAGGACAUUGAUGUCCCACUUUAGACUCAUGAAAUUUGUAUUUGAAAUUGCAAGAUGAAAAUAAGGCAAGAGUGUGGAUGUGGGUUAAGAUAUUUCAGGCAAGCACAUUGCUGUAUUAUGUUAAAUGAACAGAUCUCCAGCAAAGUCACAUGAUAUUUUUUCAUGAAGAGUCCGCAUUUUCAGAAACUAUGGGUUUUUCAAAAUAUUUGAGUGCUGUAAGACUCUGUCAUUGAAUGUAAAGUAUCUUGAGCAAAAUAAAAAUGUGGCAAUUAGUUCAUAGUCAUUAAUGUUCCAUAAUAGUGGCAAACUGUCAAUUGGAGAUGUUAAGCGUUUCUUUAAAUUUUCCAUCAUUUUUGUGAUUUCAAUUUUGGAAAGACUUAAAAUGUACUAGUGGCUAAAU